AUGGCCACCACGGGCAAGACUUUUAUUGUCGAGCAUCUCGACCCAGAGCUCGGCCCCUGGUCAGAGCUCGAGUACCUCGCCAUUGCCAAAGAGACGCAGGAUACACACGGCUCCUUCAUCCUCUCUAGUCUGCCUCCCACCUUCAAGGUCCCUGCCGACCUGGCCAGCAACCCCGCCUUCACGGCUGAGCAGCGAGGUGUUGAGGAGCUCUAUGCUGCCAACAAGUCUCGCGUCUGUCUGCUUGAUCCUGCCGCUGCCAAGGAUCUCUCUCCCGAGGAUGGUGAUACUUUUGACGCAUUCUUGUUUGGAGGCAUCUUGGGCGAUGAUCCUCCCCGAGACCGAACAUCCGAGCUCAGGAAGAAGGGCUUUGAGGGUCGCAGACUGGGACCCAAGCAGAUGACAACAGAUACAGCAGUGCGAGUGACUCGCAUCGUCGUGCAAGACAGGGUGCCCGUUGACAAGAUUCCCUACCUCGACUUCCCGGAGCUCAAGUUCAAUGAGCAUGAGAGCACUGAGAUGCCCUUCCGUUAUGUUAAGGGAGAGGAUGACAAGCCCAUCAUGCCCAAGGGCAUGGUUGAGUUGAUUCAGAAGGAUGCCGACAAGGCUGUGGAUGAUCUAUUCUAA
This is a messenger RNA of Fusarium vanettenii 77-13-4, 624 nucleotides long. RefSeq lists its product as uncharacterized. The record is from RefSeq and is a predicted model, not a curated record. The transcript has 5 exons. Gene Ontology annotation, biological process: peptidyl-arginine methylation. Lineage: Eukaryota; Fungi; Ascomycota; Sordariomycetes; Hypocreales; Nectriaceae. The coding region runs from base 1 to 624 and encodes 207 amino acids. Gene Ontology annotation, molecular function: protein-arginine omega-N monomethyltransferase activity.